Molecule: messenger RNA, 2592 nt
Organism: Colossoma macropomum (tambaqui)
Lineage: Eukaryota; Metazoa; Chordata; Actinopteri; Characiformes; Serrasalmidae
Gene: hsp90aa1.1
Product: heat shock protein 90, alpha (cytosolic), class A member 1, tandem duplicate 1
Exons: 11
Coding region: 129-2300 (723 amino acids)
Biological process (GO): protein stabilization; cellular response to heat; protein folding
Cellular component (GO): myelin sheath; cytosol; plasma membrane
Molecular function (GO): ATP hydrolysis activity; disordered domain specific binding; ATP-dependent protein folding chaperone
Source: RefSeq, a predicted model, not a curated record
GAAGAACUGCAGAGAGCACAGCUCAACGCACAAGACACGAGAAGACUCACACCAAGUGGAGGGACCCUCCAUAAACCUGAAGACUCUUUUAUAUAUAAUUUCACAUAGAAGCUUUUGAAGAAGACAAGAUGCCAGAGAAAGCUGCCCAGCCCAUGAUGGAGGAGGAGGUGGAGACUUUCGCCUUUCAGGCUGAAAUUGCUCAGCUGAUGUCUCUGAUCAUCAACACUUUCUAUUCCAACAAAGAAAUCUUCCUCAGAGAGUUAAUCUCAAACUCCUCAGAUGCUUUGGACAAGAUCAGAUAUGAGAGCUUGACAGAUCCAAGCAAACUUGAGUCCUGCAAAGACCUGAAGAUUGAUAUCAUUCCUGACCAGAAGACUCGUACCCUGACCAUUGUCGACACUGGCAUUGGCAUGACUAAGGCCGAUCUCAUCAACAACCUGGGCACCAUCGCCAAGUCUGGAACCAAGGCAUUCAUGGAGGCUCUGCAGGCUGGAGCUGACAUCUCCAUGAUUGGCCAGUUUGGUGUGGGUUUCUACUCAGCCUACCUGGUAGCAGAGAAGGUCACAGUCAUCACUAAACACAAUGAUGAUGAACAGUAUGUCUGGGAGUCUGCGGCUGGUGGAUCCUUCACAGUGCGGCCUGAUAAUGGUGAGCCUCUUGGUCGUGGCACAAAGGUGAUUCUUCACCUGAAGGAAGACCAGUCUGAAUAUACUGAGGAGAAGCGUAUCAAGGACGUUGUUAAGAAACACUCUCAGUUUAUCGGAUAUCCCAUCACUCUCUUUGUUGAGAAACAGAGAGAAAAGGAGGUCGAUCUUGACGAGGGAGAGAAGGAGGAGGAGGCAGCAGCUGGUGAUGACAAAGACAAGCCCAAGAUUGAGGAUGUGGGAUCUGACGAGGAUGAGGACAGCAAAGAUGGAAAAAACAAGAGGAAGAAGAAGGUCAAGGAAAAGUACAUUGAUGCCCAAGAGUUGAACAAGACCAAGCCUAUCUGGACCCGUAACCCUGAUGACAUCACUAAUGAGGAAUAUGGCGAGUUCUACAAAAGCCUUACUAAUGACUGGGAGGACCACCUUGCAGUUAAGCACUUCUCAGUAGAGGGCCAGCUGGAGUUCCGUGCUUUGCUGUUUGUCCCAAGAAGGGCAGCUUUUGACCUUUUUGAGAACAGGAAGAAAAGAAACAACAUUAAACUGUAUGUGCGCAGGGUCUUCAUCAUGGACAACUGUGAAGAGCUUAUGCCUGAAUAUCUUAAUUUCAUGAAGGGUGUGGUGGACUCUGAGGAUCUACCGCUGAACAUCUCCAGAGAGAUGCUGCAACAGAGCAAGAUCCUCAAAGUUAUUCGAAAGAACCUGGUUAAGAAGUGCCUUGAGCUGUUCACUGAAAUCUCUGAGGACAAAGACAACUACAAGAAGUACUAUGAGCAGUUCUCCAAAAACAUUAAGCUUGGUAUCCAUGAAGAUUCUCAGAACCGUAAGAAGCUCUCUGAACUUCUGCGCUACUACACCUCCAACUCCGCAGAUGAGAUGGUGUCUCUGAAGGACUACGUGUCCCGCAUGAAGGAAAACCAGAAGCACAUCUACUACAUUACUGGUGAGACAAAGGAACAGGUGGCCAACUCCGCCUUUGUGGAACGCCUUCGCAAAGCUGGUCUAGAGGUGAUCUACAUGAUCGAGCCCAUUGAUGAGUACUGUGUUCAGCAGCUGAAAGAAUAUGAUGGCAAAAACCUGGUGUCAGUCACCAAGGAGGGUCUGGAGCUCCCUGAGGAUGAAGAGGAAAAGAAAAAGCAGGAGGAACUUAAAGCCAAGUAUGAAAACCUUUGCAAGAUCAUGAAGGACAUCCUGGACAAAAAGAUUGAAAAGGUUACUGUGUCCAACCGCCUGGUUGCCUCCCCUUGCUGCAUAGUCACCAGUACAUACGGCUGGACAGCCAACAUGGAGAGGAUCAUGAAGUCUCAGGCUCUGAGGGACAACUCCACCAUGGGAUACAUGACUGCCAAGAAGCACUUGGAGAUCAACCCCCUGCACCCCAUUAUUGAGACUCUUAGAGAGAAGGCAGAGGCUGACAAGAACGACAAAGCUGUGAAAGACCUUGUGAUCUUGCUCUUCGAGACCUCCUUGUUGUCUUCUGGAUUCACCCUGGAGGACCCACAGACACAUGCUAACCGCAUCUACAGAAUGAUCAAACUUGGUCUUGGCAUUGAUGACGAUGAUUCAGCCGUCGAGGAUGUUCUUCAGCCCAGUGAGGAGGACAUGCCUGUUCUAGAGGGAGAUGACGACACUUCUAGAAUGGAAGAAGUCGACUAAGAUUUUUAAUACAAAUAGCACAAAAAAAAUGUAAAUGUAUUUAACUUGAACAUUGCUUGUUUUGAACACACAUUGUGGUUGGUAACAGCUAUAGAGCUUAAGGGCUAGUAAUGUUAUUGAUAGCAUAUUUAUUCUCUACUUUUUCAUUUUAAUUGUUUUAUUUGAAUACGUUUUGUGCUUGUUGGAAUUAGUCAUCGGAAAAUUGAAUUUUCUGGUGUUUUUUAAUUGUAACCUUUUUUUAAGAAAAGAAGGGAACUUAUAAUAUUUCUAAUAAAAUAUUCUCCAGAAAACA